CUUACUCAUCUUUCUCCAUUAAACUUAAUCAAAGAUGAAGUUCUCUGUUUCUUCUUCUUCUACUACUACUUUUUUCACUUGGACAAUCUUAAUAGCAUUGGGAUGUCUUACGCUUCGUGCGUCUAUGUCCGAUGCUCAACUUACUCCUACCUUUUAUGACACUUCAUGUCCUAACGUCACCAACAUCGUAAGAGAUACCAUUGUCAACGAGUUAAGGUCAGACCCUCGUAUCGCCGCGAGCAUCCUUCGUCUUCACUUCCACGACUGCUUUGUUAACGGUUGUGACGCAUCGAUCUUGUUAGACAACACAACAUCCUUCCGAACAGAGAAAGAUGCGGGUGGAAAUGCAAAUUCGGCUAGAGGAUUUCCAGUGAUCGAUAGAAUGAAAGCCGCAAUAGAGAGGGCUUGCCCGAGAACUGUUUCAUGCGCUGAUACGCUAACCAUCGCUGCUCAACAAUCUGUCACUUUGGCAGGAGGUCCUUCAUGGAGAGUUCCAUUGGGGAGAAGAGACAGCUUACAAGCAUUUUUGCAACUCGCUAAUGCGAAUCUUCCUGGUCCAUCCUCCACACUUCUACGACUUAAAGAUAGAUUUAGAAACGUUGGUCUCGACCGUCCUUCUGAUCUCGUUGCUCUAUCCGGUGCCCACACAUUUGGUAAAAACCAAUGCCGGUUUAUUAUAAACAGACUAUACAACUUUAACAGUACUGGUUUACCCGACCCUACUCUCAACACUACUUACCUCCAAACCCUUCGUGGACUAUGUCCCCAAAAUGGUAAUCUAAGUGCCUUGGUGGAUUUUGACCUGCGCACGCCCACGGUUUUCGACAACAAAUACUACGUAAAUCUUGGUGAGAGAAAAGGUCUUAUCCAGAGCGACCAAGAGCUGUUCUCUAGCCCAAAUGCCACGGACACAAUCCCUUUGGUGAGAUCAUAUGCUAGUAGCACACAAACCUUCUUCAAUGCGUUUGUGGAGGCCAUGAAUAGGAUGGGAAAUAUCACACCUCUUACUGGAACUCAAGGACAAAUCAGGUUGAAUUGUAGGGUGGUGAAUUCCAACUCUCUACUCCAAGAUGUUGUGGAAAUUGUUGACUUUGUUAGCUCCAUGUGAGAAUUGUUUACUAAAUAUGUAUGUGGCUAUAAGAAUGCGUGUUAAUGAAUAAAACUCUCAAGAUGUUACUUGAGGUUAUGUAAUUUAAAUCUCUCUUUUUCUAGUUUUUUUCCUAAAACAUAGUAUAUACUAAAUGUUCCCA
Molecule: messenger RNA, 1250 nt
Organism: Capsella rubella
Lineage: Eukaryota; Viridiplantae; Streptophyta; Magnoliopsida; Brassicales; Brassicaceae
Product: peroxidase 34
Exons: 4
Coding region: 35-1108 (357 amino acids)
Biological process (GO): response to oxidative stress; hydrogen peroxide catabolic process
Molecular function (GO): peroxidase activity; heme binding
Source: RefSeq, a predicted model, not a curated record